Diaporthe amygdali is the source of this 1119-nucleotide messenger RNA. Its product is annotated as Conidial yellow pigment biosynthesis polyketide synthase. Gene Ontology annotation, biological process: biosynthetic process. The transcript is spliced from 2 exons. The record is from RefSeq and is a predicted model, not a curated record. Lineage: Eukaryota; Fungi; Ascomycota; Sordariomycetes; Diaporthales; Diaporthaceae. Bases 1 to 1119 code for a protein of 372 amino acids.
AUGGAAGUCACCCCGCAAGAGUUUUUUCACAAGAUCCAAGAGAUCAUUGCUCGAGAACUUGGUAUCGAAGUAGACGAAUUACAAGAUGCAGACGUUCCGUUCUCCCAACUUGGCAUCGAUCCGAUAUUAGGGCGUGUAAUUGUCCGCACGAUCUCACAGAAAUUGGACCUGCAACUCCCCGAAGACAUAUUCCAGAAGACUGGCGAUGUUGGGCACCUUAGACAGCACAUUCUCGACUCUCAUGCUGCCGCGACGACGACGAUCGCGACGACGACAGCGAAAGCAACAGUCAAAGACGAAGAGACAAGGCCUCAGCCCAAGCCGAAAAGUCAUGUCGCAUUUCCAGUUUUGAUUCGAGGAAACCCAACCAAGGAUUCAAGGAACAUGUUUCUACUGCCUGAUGGCAGCGGUUCGGCGAUGGCCUACGCUCGUUUGUCGGCACCAGCCCCAGAUUGUUGUCUGUACUCCAUGCAUAGCCCGUUUCUGGCAGAUCCUAGCGAAUAUAAAUGUACAGUUGAGGAUCUUGCUGCCAUUUGGGCUCGAGGAAUCCAGAAGAUCCAGCCACACGGGCCCUACACGCUGGGCGGCUGGUCUGCAGGGGGAUACUACGCUUUCGAAGUCAUGAAAUAUCUUCAAUCCGAACGAGAAGUCGUGGAUAAGAUUAUUCUUAUUGAUUCUCCGUGCAGGACCAAGUUCGAGACGCUGCCACUGGAUGUCGUCCGAUAUCUUUCUUCCCACCAGCUCAUGGGCGACCAAGACACAAACCAAACCCCAAAAUGGCUCAUUGAUCACUUCGAGGUUACCCUACGAGCUGUAGAACGGUACAAGCCCACCAGAAUGUCUGCGAUUCCUGUCAAAGCAGCUCCUGACGUAUAUAUCAUCUGGGCGACAGAUGCCGUCCUACCACAUGGUGGAGCUGCGCAAACGGGACUGGAUUGCGGUGUUCAGGUCACUCGGUUUCUACUGGAGCAGCGGAUCGACCUCGGUCCGAAUGGCUGGGAGACGCUAUUCGCAGGAUUGAGCAAAAUCUUCAUUGCCACCAUGCCGGGAAACCACUUUAAUAUUGUCCACAAGCCAUACAUUGCCAGAGCUGUCGCAGGUGACACUGGCCUUGUUUAG